AUGGGGAAAUGGUUUGAAAAUAGAAGGGGAGUGAAGCAAGGAAAUCUAAUAUCCCCACUUAUAUUUGUGCUGGUGGUUGAUUUGCUGGACAGUGCUCUCAAUGUUGCCUCUCAGGACAACCUGUUUGCUGGCAUUGGUCGAUCAGAGGUCUGCGCCCUUCUUGACGACAAUGGCCUUCCCCUCUCCAUCCACUCCUCCGUUGCCAUAUAUGCCAACUCUACUAUUUACAUCUGCUUCUCCUGCUUUUGCUCCAAUAGCACCGAUGUACCUGCCCGCAACCACCCUCUCUACAAGAUCAAGGCCAGCAAUGGCCUUGACACCAUCUCCUGCAACAUCUUCAACGGAUUCAUCACCUAUGAGGAUAUCGCAAUGGCAAACAAGAUCCCAAACCCCAACAAGAUUGAGGUAGGGCAGAAGCUGUGGAUCCCGCUACCGUAUAGCUGUGACCUAAUGGACGGUGCCACCAUGGUCCACUACACCCACAUGGUGGUGACCGAGAGCUCGAUAGAAGGGAUCAUGGCAGAGUUCAGGAUGGACGAGGACAAGGGCGAUUAA
Elaeis guineensis (African oil palm) is the source of this 555-nucleotide messenger RNA. NCBI's taxonomy places the organism in Eukaryota, Viridiplantae, Streptophyta, Magnoliopsida, Arecales, Arecaceae. The record is from RefSeq and is a predicted model, not a curated record.